Messenger RNA from Cataglyphis hispanica, 7168 nucleotides. Its product is annotated as cytospin-A. The transcript has 13 exons. Gene Ontology annotation, cellular component: filamentous actin; microtubule organizing center. NCBI's taxonomy places the organism in Eukaryota, Metazoa, Arthropoda, Insecta, Hymenoptera, Formicidae. The coding region runs from base 736 to 5808 and encodes 1690 amino acids. The record is from RefSeq and is a predicted model, not a curated record. Gene Ontology annotation, molecular function: protein binding. Gene Ontology annotation, biological process: actin cytoskeleton organization.
AGAUAAGAUAUCCGGGGGUUGAUAACGCGAAUGUGAUAAGUAAAGUGAAUUCGUUUUUUUGUGCACGAUUAACGAGACCUCUGUCAUUAUUCUCUUCUCGUUUGUAUCACGAUCUUGGGUACGAUUGUCAAUCGCGAUACUCGCACUCUGCUUACCCCAUUAUUGACAAAUUUCCGAACUUUAAUUAUCGACAACAAUCGAAUGAAAUUCGUUUACACAAAGAUGGAAGAUAGUGCGGUAAUCCUCUAGAUGCUCGAAUGUUUUUAACGUGUUCGUAUUAUAGAUUGCACAUAGAUUGUGUAUCGCGCGCGAUUUCGUCACUCCUACGGUGAGCCAAUCAGCGACAGUUUCGCGGAUCACGUGACCACGUCGCACUAAAACUUCGCGUUCAAAUCGAGCGAUAAACAGUUCCGUGCUUGACGUACUCGUCGAAACAAACGAACGCGUUUGCGUUUCCGCGUGAUACGUGAUGUAAUUUUCGGCGUCACGUAACUUGCGUGUCGGAUGCGUGUUGUGAUGUAUCGUGACAGUUGUCGAUAGUACAAAAGAAAUCGCGUGCCGACUAAUAACCGACCGAAAAGUAAGAAGGGAAGUCGCAUAUAGUAAUAAAUAACCGUGUCGCGUGAUUCGCGUUCCCGCCAUUUUCAUCGGAACGGACGCAGUGCGUGCUGAUUGAUAUAAUAAACAUUUCUCUAAUCGCACGCGUGUGUGUGUGUGUAUCAGUAUAUCGAUUAUAUGUCGCGUGUGAUUUUCGGCGAUCGUGAAGCGAACCAGCGUGCCGCUGUUGGACCUCGAAAGGAGCCGUCCAAAGCAGGCAACGAUGCUCGAAGACAUCCGAGGAUUCGCUGUACUGACAAUGAGAACGCGAUUUCAUCCUCCGAUACGACUCGAAGCGGGAUGUCCGUGGGUUCGGGCGGGCGGGCACCGUUUAAACGGACCACGCAAACUACCCUAUCGAUUUCGAAAAAAUCCAGUGGAAAACAGGCAAAACCAGCGGAGCCAGCAGCAAUUGCAGCGGCACCAGCACCGGCACCAACGAGAUCAGCGCCGGACGCGGGGCGAAAAAGGGACGCGGUCGCGUCGCUCUUCAGCGCGAGAAGGCCGGCGGCGAGUAAGAAAGUCGAGCGCGCCAUCGUCGUCCGAGGAGACAAGGCGACGAACCCGGCGAAUCAGCGGCUAAAAGGACAGCCCAGCCAGCAGUCGGCGCAGCAGCAAUCGGCGCCGCUGCGCCAGGCGUCGAGCGCCUCCUCGCUGGAGGCGAAGAGCGACGUUCCGUCGACCGGAAACAACUGGGCCGGCUCCCUAGGCGGCAAGGAGCCGGCCAGAUCCAAAGCGACGACGGCAGCAUCCAAGGGCCCCGCCAAGGCCUCCAGGAUGCAGGAGCUGGAGCGCGAGAUCGAGGCCUUACGCAAGGAUCGCGCGCGUCUCGAGGCGAAUCUGCACGACGCCGUGUCCGAUGCUCAGAAUCUGCGCGAGUUGCGCGCCGAGCUCGUCUCUCUCAAGGAGCAGCAUACUCUGGAGCUAGAACGUCUUACUGAAGAAAACGAAGCUCUUCGUGCUCGUCUUAGGGAUGUGGCACAUUCUCCGCUGUCAGAUUCGGAGAAACAACAGCUAUUAUUAGAUGCUUCAAGACUUCAUAAUUCUGCACCAGCCUCUAUCGCCAUCCCCCAAGAAGAUGGAUCUGCAAACAAUACCAAUGUACCUCAGGAAGGAGCUCAGUGUACCACGCCAGACUGGGACAAGCACUCCUCCAGCUCAAUGUCAGAGGUUUCGGUUGCAUGUUUGCAGGACAGAAUUUUACAAAUGGAGGAAACACAUUAUUCUACAAAUGAAGAAUUGCAGGCAACUAUUCAAGAAUUAAGCGACUUACAGACGCAACUAACAGAGUUGCAAGCGGAUAAUGAAAGACUAACUGAGGAGAAGACAGUUCUUUUGGAAUCACUAUGUCGUCAGACAGAGAAGCUAGAAGACUCUCGAUCUAAAGUCGACACUUUACAAGAGUUGCUUUUAAGGGAUGAACAACCACAAGAAGCAUCUAAAGGCUACAAUACAGAAAGAGAACAGAAACUAGUAGAUCUUUUAAAAAGUGCACAAGAGGAACGAGAGGCUUUGCUUCAAAAGCAGGAGGAGUUGACUAGCGAGUUGAAAAAUCUAAGGGCGACUGCUGACGCUAGUGCGGCUGAGACGGAACGUUUGACGAAAUGCCUCGAAUUAUUGGAAGCAUCGGUGGACGCUGCGAAUACCGAACGGAAACAGUUGGACAUAGAGUUGAUAGAAGCUAGGCAAGAGGGUGCAAAUCGCAGUAUAGAAAUUAGUAGAUUAGCGACUCUAUUGGAGAAUGCGCGGGCAAAGAUUGAGGAGCUGGAACAAUCAAGGCAACUAGAAAACAAGAGUGAAGCGGACGAAUUACUGGAUGCGGCCAGACGAGAAAAGGAUACAUUAGAGACGCAGGCAGCAGCACUUCAAGAACAGUUAGCACGUUCCCAUUGCGACCACGAUCGACUAAGAGAUCAAUAUUCACAGCUUCAGGAAGAAUAUAAAGUAGCUCGAAACAACGCGAAAUCCGCUAUAGAUGACUUAGAAUACAGACUGAAUCAACUGAAAGAUGAGCGAUUAUCUGUGAGCACGGAACUGCAACUUGUUCGGGACUCAUUGGCAGAAUUGCAAGCACAAUGCCAACGGCAUCUGGAGGACAAACGGGAGCUGAAGGCAGCGCUAAGUGAAGGACAGCGAAGGGAACGUGAAGCGCAAACGCGACAGUAUGAGUUGGAGCGUGCGUUGGCUGACGAGCGUAAACUGAGGCAGCAGGAAAGCGCAGAAUGGGAGCAAUUCCAAACUGAUUUACUAAUGACCGUGCGAGUUGCCAAUGACUUCAAGACUGAGGCCCAGAGUGAGCUCGAGCGCGUAGUGAUGGAGAACAAGGCGCAGAGGGAUAAGCUCAGAUCGUUGGAAGCACAGCUCGAUAAACUUAACAAAGAUAGCACUGCAGUGAGUUGCUGCAAGACACUUGAUAUCGCUAAUGGGAGUAAACGGAAAACGGCGAGCGUUAUAUUAAAACGCGGUCGAACAAUAUUAAAGAAUCGUUACGAUUCGAAAAAAUAUUCAUUGCGAAACAGUUUAUCCAGUAAAACGACAACAAGCGACCAGGAUUUAUAUAAAUUAAGAACCGAAGACGUUAAUGCCAUUGCCUCUCCGUGUCAAAAUAGACUCGGUUUGUCGGAUAGUAGUUUGGCUAUCGCGAACACAGCAUCAGAGGCCAAAAAGGCUAUCAAAUUAGAGGAUAAACUCAUUUCCGGCGAGGAAAUUGAAGUCUGUCCCGCUAUUUGUAUCGGCAAUCGGCGCAUCGAAUGCCUUCCAGAUGAAACAAAUACACAUUUAGCAAAUGAGAAUCCGAAACAAACGAAAAUCUCGAGAAACGAAUUUUCAAAGUUUUAUUUAAAUCUGGAUAAUUUUGAAUCGGACAAGUCUCAUAGUCCGACCGAUAAAUCGCCGAUAAUCGCGGAGGAUUAUCCGAAACUUUAUAUUACUGUUACAAACAUGUCGGAAAAAGGCGCAAUGGCCAAAAGUUCCUUGUUGAAAAAUAUUCGCGGUAUUCAAAAUACUAACGGAGAUGCAUAUGGUAUCAACAUCUCGAACAGUCGGUUCUUCGUACCAAAGGAUUACAUAUUUUCUGGCGUGGAAUGCGCGAUGAAUGACUUGAAAUUCGAAGUCGAUCCGGAAAUGGGGAAGCUGUUGCAGAGAAGUUAUAGCAAUCCACAAAUCAGUACGAAUUUGUCUGCUUUAGUCGACAUUGAUAUGGGUCCAUCAUCUUUAAACAAUACAUCGCUAUCAUCAGAAACUUCGACCACAUCGAAUAAUUUGUCAAGUCAAUGCAACAAAGAUACAAAUUCUAAAUAUUUAAGAACGCUUUCAGAUACAUCGCUCGUAAAUUUAAGAUUGGAAGAAAGCGGUAAGACUGAACAAAAGCAGAAGCUAUUUUUAAACAAGCGCGAGUCAAAACCAAGUCACGAGGUAAUUGAUUCUCUCUUAGAUAAGACGAUUUCAAAAUCACAAACGUCUGCAACAUUACAAAUUAGAAAUCAUGUCGACAAAUUCAGCAAAAUUAAUGAUCAUGUUAAUGUACACGAGAGCGAUGAAAAAUUAUGCGAAACGAAAUAUUAUAAAUUUUUCCCAGAAGCUUCUCAUUUAAGAGACGAAACAGUGAAACAAAAAACACUAUGCAAUAAUCAAUUGUGGACAGCAAAACAUGUGAUCAUCGAUGACGAAGAAAUUACAACGGAAUCUGCAUCCGAUAUACCUGUAUCCGAUAACAGAAAGAUUUUCGAUACACUUGAAUCAAAAAUAUCUGGUUCGUUUGAUAAAAAUGUUGCAAUCAAAAUAAAUUCGUUGAAAUUCGAGAAAAUAAAGAGUUCCUAUGAUAUGUUAAAUACUCCUUUAAUGAGGCGGAAAUCUUAUCCAUUGACAUCCUCAAAAAUUUCGUCUGCAUCAAGAUAUCUCUCAUCGAUAUCGGUUAUUCCAUCACGUCAGAUGUUAAAAAGAUCUUAUUCUGGAAAUGAAAAACAGAUUUCGGAGCCGUUCAAAUAUUCUUCCAUGAACGAAAAAAGACAAAUCGGAUUUUCGUCGGACUUUUCAUCGAAUGAUAAAGAGAUGCAAGAAUCAGAAAGCUCGAAUUUGAGGGAAACGAAUCGUAUACGAUUGAAUCGUAUGAAGUUCUUACAAGGUAGUUUGCAGGCUGCUACCAGCGAAGAUGAUUCUCAAAUCGAGAAAGUGACUCCUUUUGAAAAUAAACUUAGCAUGAUGAAUGAGACGUCGCAAAGCACGGAUUUGGAAUCGGAUCGAUGUAAGGAUCAACUGCCGCCGAUGGGACGAACGUCAUCCCUGAGAGAAAAAUUUGAGACGAUCAUGGAGGACGUUGAAUUGAGGACGGCGUCGGGAAGGCGCUCGCAAAUAAGCAAAUCUUGCGACCCUAACCAGAAGAUAAUACAACAACCGCCUCCCAGGCCAGCUAGUACACCGACAGAAACUCAACAAUCUGUGUUGACGAGUGUGCAGCAGGAGAUUGCUGCUCGUAGAAAGGCCAAUAUCACGCGUCAGGACUCUAGGCUUUCUGUGAAAUGUCUAAUCGAGAGCAUUGAGAAUGCCACGAAACAAGCUAAAGCUGGACCUGGAAGCCGUAGCAGUUCUACAUCAUCUCUUAAUUCGAUUGGGACCACAGACAUUAUCUCUUUGAAGGCUCCCCUCAGGGAUCAACAACAAAUCAAUAAUUUAAUCUGCACGGCAAAUUCGACGAAUAACAAUAAGACGCAAUCUACAAUCGCAAAAAAACCAGUAUCAGAGACAAAGUCGACGCCUGUGGUUUUGAAUUCGGGCGAGCUGCUGGAUUCGGCUGCUUUGAACGCCAAGGCGAUCGAUUUUGUACGUCGAAACAGCGUCACUGAUUUGUCAGAGCGCAAAGAUCCCCUGUGCGGUUUGGUGAAAAACGGCGGGUCCAAACGGAAUGCCUUGCUCAAGUGGUGUCAAAAUAAGACGAUAGGUUAUCGAAAUAUCGAUAUAACUAAUUUCAGUAGUUCCUGGAAUGAUGGUUUAGCGUUAUGCGCGAUUCUGCACUCCUAUUUGCCGCGCAAGGUACCGUAUGACACAUUGACGCCGGUUGAAAAGCGACGAAACUUCUCAAUCGCCUUCUCUGCUGCUGAGAGUGUUGGCAUACCUACUACUUUGAACAUUGGAGAAAUGUGUCAACUCGAGCGACCUGAUUGGCAACAGGUCAUGACAUACGUGACCAGCAUUUACAAACAUUUCGAAACGUAACUGAUCAUUCUUCUAUUAUAUUGCCUAUCAGAUAUGUUCUAACUGCAACCCAUCGAAUGCUCUUAGAAUCACGAGAUGAGCAAGAACAGCAUCUAGUCAAACAAAUGUUAGAGGACAAAACAGAAAGGAAAAAAAUAUGAAACAGAAAGAUUUGUCCAGAGAUUUGUCAAGGAUCGCUGAAUUAGCACUGCCUAAUAAUUAUAUCCCCUUGUUGUACGCGCUGUAUAUAGUAUCGUAAAAUCAUAAAAUGUACGAGUCGCUGAAGUAUAUGCAGAGAAUUCGAUGGAAAACUAAACACCAAAUGGAAUUGCUAUUACUAUGAGACUGAAAACUUUAUAUAUACAUAUAUGGAUAUAUACGCAUACGCACGCGCUUUGUAAAGUACGUAAACGGCGAAUUCAAAAAGAAGAAAAGAGGAAUGAUAGUAGCCGUAAGCUUCGUGAAUAGUCUUCUGCAAGCUUUGCACAAUAUUCUUCAGGCAAACCCCAGCGCUGCGCAUUUACGAAGAGCAUACUACGCAUUGUCUCUGAAUCGUAGUUUUUUGCACCGUUUUUCUGCAAAAGUGGAUCAAACCUUAAAGAGUAUUUGCGUUCCUCGUACCGUGAGUAUUUUUAUAUGUGUAUUAUUUUUCGAAAAAGACUUUUUGUAGAAUUUACAAAAUACGAUUGUACAGAACACAAAGCGCCUUAAUUUAAGAGAUUUAAUUUAUUGUAAUUAGUCGCGCAUUUAGUGUGCUUUCACCGAGCGGAGAGAUUUCGCUCCUCUUCCUCCUACCCCACAUCCAUACUCCCAAGGCAGAAUUAUUUUGCAUUUCUACUUAGUAGACAGAUAUGGAAAAAGAAAAGGAACAAUUAUAUCGUAUGAAGAUUAAAUUCUCUGUGAUAUAGCGAGAUAACCCCAAGACAGAGAUACAAACGUUAUCGUUAUUGCUAUUACUAUUAUUACACUAUUAUCCUUAUUAAUAUCGUCGUCGUCAUCGUUGUUGUACUAUUGUAGACAAUACGGAUAUCACUGUCUGAUGUAGAACAAUAAACUUGCCUAAUGGAUAUUUAAGAUCAAAUAUCCUAAUUCAAAAAUAUAGUAUCGCGCAACUUCUUCGAUUAAGAAAUGGAUUCCUUCUUUUAAUAGCAAUAUCGAAUAAACACAUUUCGUUAUGAUAUACAAAUUUUAUAUGUACGUCCACUGAAAGUUUAUGCAAGAUUUGACUAAAAUAUGCAUGUUUUAUUAUUAUUACAAAAUGAAUAUUUAUAUGUACAAUUCUUUUAUAUAUCUGCGUCAUAUCUGCCUCACAUAUUGCAUUCAGUAAUACUCGUUAGUCAUGUCUAAUGAAUAAAAAAAUCUCGAAAAAGUUCAGAUUUUA